Solanum stenotomum is the source of this 696-nucleotide messenger RNA. RefSeq lists its product as uncharacterized. The record is from RefSeq and is a predicted model, not a curated record. Gene Ontology annotation, molecular function: zinc ion binding; nucleic acid binding. The transcript has 2 exons. Bases 1 to 696 code for a protein of 231 amino acids. NCBI's taxonomy places the organism in Eukaryota, Viridiplantae, Streptophyta, Magnoliopsida, Solanales, Solanaceae.
AUGACUAAUGAAGAGAUUAGGGCGGCUUUUCUAACCCUAGCCCGAGCCAUGACGGCUCAAGCUAACCGAGAUGUGGGGCCUAGGGUGAAUGCUAAUGAGAGUACGGCAGCCUCAAGGUUGAGAGACUUCGUGACGAUGAAUCCUCUUUUCUUUUUGGGCUCUUGCAUUGGAGAAGACCCCCAAGGAUUCUUGGAUGAGAUUUACAAAAUUGUGGAUGGUAUGGGAGUAUCUUCUAGAGAGAAAGCGGAAUUGGCUUCAUACCAAUUGAAAGAGGUGGCCCAAAUUUGGUACACUCAAUGGAAGGCAAAUAGGCCGGAGGAAGCGGGUCCUAUAGAAUGUGAGGAAUUUAAGGAAGCAUUCUUGGGUAAGUACUUUCCCAUAGAGAAGAGGGAGUGCAAAAUUGAGGAGUUCAUUAAUCUUAGGCAAGGAGGUGGUGGUUCUCAAAUUGCUAAGCCUACUUGUUUCACUUGUGGAAAGAAGCAUUUUGGGAAGUGUCUAUCCGGCACUAGUGGUUGCUAUGGUUGUGGUAAAAAUGAUCACAAGGUGAGAGAUUGUCCUAAUAAUGUGUCUAAAGGAAGGAAUGCUAGGCAGGCUCCUUAUAGUGGUCCUAGUGUUGAUGGUCAAUCAAGGAAUCGUUUCUAUGCUCUCCAAGCUAACAAGGAAGCAAAUCCGGAUGAAGGUGCCGGUAAGUCAUAA